UAUUACCAUAAAAACCUUUUGUUUCCUCUCUGUCCUCUGCUCUCUCCCUCUCUUUCUCUCUCUUUCCAUGGCCUCCUCGUCUGGGAGCUUGGACACCUCGGCUAACUCGCACCCAACAAGCUUCACUUUCUCGACCCACCCAUUCAUGACCACCUCGUUUUCCGACCUGCUUGCCUCAUCCUACGAUGAUGAAUCUAACAACAACAACAACAACACAGAGAACAAGCAAUUUCGUGGGCUGUCGGAGCGUAUAGCCGAGAGAAUGGGGUCGGGUGUGCCUAAGUUCAAGUCGAUACCACCUCCUUCUUUGCCCAUUUCUCCGCCUGCUGUGUCUCCCUCUUCCUACUUUGCUAUCCCCGCUGGGAUGAGCCCGGCUGAGCUCUUGGACUCCCCUGUUCUUCUCAACAGUUGUAACAUUCUGCCUUCUCCAACGACAGGAACAUUCCCAGCUCAGGGCUUCCAGUGGAAGAGCAAUUCUGACAAUAAUCGGCAGAAUGUUAAACAGGAAGACAAAAACUACUCAGAUUUCUCUUUCCGAACCCAAAACAGGCCCCCUUUAUCAUCAACAACAACAAAUUUCCCGUCUUCAAAUACCACAAUUCAAACUUCACAGCAACAACCAUGGACUUUCCAAGAACCCACCAAGCAGGAUGAAUUUUCCUCGGGGAAGAAUAUGGUAAAAACAGAAUUCGGUUCUAUGCAGAGCUAUUCCCCUGAGUUUUCCACCAUACAGACCAACACUCAGGCAAACACCAACGGCAGGUCCCAAUCAGAUUAUGGAAAUUACCACCAGCAGCCUCAGACACUCAACAAAAGGUCUGAUGAUGGAUACAAUUGGAGAAAAUAUGGUCAAAAACAAGUGAAAGGAAGCGAAAAUCCAAGAAGUUAUUACAAGUGCACAUACCCCAAUUGCCCUACAAAGAAGAAGGUUGAGAGGUCCUUAGAUGGACAAAUUACUGAGAUAGUUUACAAGGGUAGUCAUAACCAUCCCAAGCCUCAGUCUACAAGGAGAUCCUCCUCAUCAUCAUCAGCUCUUCAUGCAAUUCAGGCGUCUAAUGCUGCCACCCCUGAAAUUCUUGAUCAGUCAUUUGCCGCACAUGGUAACGGACAUAUGGAUUCGGUUGCGACCCCGGAGAACUCUUCGAUAUCAAUAGGGGAUGAGGAUUUUGAUCAGAGUUCUCAAAAGAGUAAGUCCGCAGGGGAGGACUUUGAUGAAGAUGAGCCUGAUGCCAAAAAAUGGAAAAAGGAGGGUGAAAAUGAAGGUCUUUCUGCACCUGGGAGCAGAACAGUGAGAGAACCUAGAGUUGUAGUUCAGACAACUAGUGAUAUAGAUAUUCUAGAUGAUGGAUACAGGUGGAGGAAAUAUGGGCAGAAAGUGGUAAAGGGUAAUCCAAAUCCAAGGAGCUACUACAAAUGCACACAUCCAGGAUGUCCAGUGAGAAAGCAUGUCGAGCGAGCGUCACAUGAUCUGAGGGCAGUGAUCACAACCUAUGAGGGGAAGCACAACCAUGAUGUUCCUGCAGCCCGUGGCAGUGGUGGCCAUUCUGUCAAUAGGCCUUUGCCAAGCAACAAUAUGAACGACAACAAUGCAGCCACAGCAAUUAGGCCAUCGGCCAUUACCCAUCACACUAACAAUUCUAUGAACAACACUCUUCACAAUCUAAGACUACCAGCAUCUGAAGGGCAAGCACCCUUCACCCUGGAGAUGUUGCGGAGCCCCGGGAGCUUCGGCGGAUUCUCGGGAUUCGGGAACCCAAUUGGUUCAUACAUGCCCCAACCACAAGGCACAGACAAUGUGUUUUCUGGAGCCAAAGAAGAACCAAGAGAUGACAUGUUCUUCGAAUCAUUGCUUGCAUAGUUAUUGGGAGGUUUGGACUUUGGAGGGAAUAGGAUCUCAGAUUAAUAAGAAGCGCAGGUUCAUUUCAUUUAUUGCAUUUUUUUGUUUGUUCUGUUGUAGUAAAUAUAUAUAUAUUUCCACAGGAGGGAUAUAUUGUUCUUGUAUAUUCAAAACUGUAUGUGAUAGAUAAGGUUCUUCACUUAUUUUUUUAUUGGUUUGAGGCCCAUUCUUGGCUAGAAUUGAAGAGCCUCAAUUCACUUUUUGUUAUCACACCUGUUAGUGAUUUUUUUCGUUCCUAGUAAAGCAAGGAAAGUUGUUUAUGUUGCUGGGGGCAAGAAUGAAUCAAAAACAUGUACUUGUUUUGAGUGGCAAGAGGAAAGACUGAUACAACUUUUUGAGUG
Messenger RNA from Corylus avellana, 2238 nucleotides. Its product is annotated as WRKY transcription factor WRKY24. Gene Ontology annotation, molecular function: DNA-binding transcription factor activity; sequence-specific DNA binding. Lineage: Eukaryota; Viridiplantae; Streptophyta; Magnoliopsida; Fagales; Betulaceae. The record is from RefSeq and is a predicted model, not a curated record. Gene Ontology annotation, biological process: regulation of DNA-templated transcription.